CCCGUAGUCGGUCAUCAGAAGCGAUGACCGGAUAGGCUGGCUGCGACGGCCGCAUGCGGAGCGUCCGCAGAAUCGUUGCAGUAUAAAAAUAGAUCUAUCGAGAUGUUCGUGUAUCUCAGCAAGAAGAUAGCUAUUCCGAACGGCGUGAAGCUGCGGAGCGUUGCCUGGAACUCGGAGCAGGGGUGGAUUGCCUGUGGAGGGGACUCCGGGCUGCUGAAGGUACUGAAGUUGGAAAGCGGACCAGCGAGAGAUGCGAAAGCCUCUGGGCGAAAGGGAGGAGCGACUGCUGCAGGGGGGGCAGGUGCUGCCAACAAUCUCUCAAUGAAUCAGACACUGGAAGGUCAUAAUGGGGCAGUGGUGGUGGUGCAAUGGAACGAGAACUACCGCAAACUUACCACCAGCGAUCAGUAUGGGCUUAUCAUCGUUUGGAUGCUCCAUAAAGGCAUGUGGUUCGAAGAGAUGAUCAAUAAUCGAAACAAGAGUGUGGUUAAGGAUAUGAAAUGGACAUCGGACGGUCAGAAAAUCUGUAUCGUCUACGAGGAUGGGGCUGUGAUCGUGGGGUCGGUCGACGGAAACAGACUGUGGGGCAAAGAGCUGCCUUUGCAGCUAGCCCUUGUGGAAUGGUCACCAGAUGGCCGACUAAUCCUAUUCUGUACUCUCGAAGGGGAAUGUUAUAUCUUUGAUCAGAAUGGCAAUCAAAUGGCAAGGCUGCCUCUCUUAUCGGAUUCAGUAGUCGAACAGGGUAGAACCCACAACAACAACACCACCGCCAACAACAACAACAGCAAUGACAACAACAACAACAACAAUGAGAACACAGAUGAGGAGAAGAACACCAACUACAACCAGAAUAGCAGCAGCAAGACUGCAAUCAUUGGUGUUGACUGGUACGAUGGACUGGAAGGCUACAGCGAUCCCAACUCCCCGACACUGGCCAUCGGGAUGGCGAAUGGCAAGUUGCAGUUGAUGCGUCACGAAACCGACGAGGAGCCAAUCAUUGUAGAGACCUAUAUGAAAUCAACCCAUCUCAAGUGGAACUCUAACGGAACCGUACUAGCCGUGGGAGGGGUGCAAACGGCGUCUAACGGAACGGUACUAGCCGUGGGAGGAGUCGUCCACCAAACUGCCACAACGGCAACUGCAGGAACAGCAGCAGCAGCAGCAGCAGCAGCACCAGGACCAGGAGCAGGACCAGGAGGGGGAUCUGUAGGUCUUGGGUCGGAUUUGAAAGAGAUAACCGUUGUGCAGUUCCUAAGUAACACUGGUACCCACCUGCGGACACUUCGAGUCCCCGGUUCAGGAAUCAGUGGUUUAUCUUGGGAAGGGUGCAGUUUACGGAUAGCUUUAGCCGUGGAUUCUUACAUAUACUUCGCCAACGUACGGCCGGACUACAAGUGGGGUUGGCUUGGGACCGUUUGUGCCUAUUCUUUCAUGAAACUUGACAGAGCAGAACACUGCAUUAUGUUCUGGGACACCGAGAGGAACGAGACCUUCUGCAAGUACGUGAAGAGAUUGAUAGACAUAAAAGCUGCAGGGGAUCAUUGUGUGGUGUCUACAAGGGGGGAGGAACCUGGUCAGUAUAUCCUCAUUCUUUGCAAUGCUAUAGGGAGCCCUAUCGAUUCCAAGUACUUAGACAUAGAACCUAUCCAUCUUGCGAUCAGUGAAACACAUGUGUUUGCUGCGUCAGAGGAUAUUGUGUACACGUGGCAGUACAACACGGCGGCUCCGACUCCUCGGCCUCGCCAACGUCCAUGGACAUCGGGGCUGGGCUCCACGACCGAUAACAUGGCCAACAGUGGCCGUAACGGUAGCACGAUGAGCGAUAAGAUAAUGAAGGGAUAUCAAGAAGAGAAGACCUUCCACAUUGACGACUCGUCUCUUCCGUCCGAUAAGCAGCAGCCGGCAGCAAAUCAAAGGGGCCCGGGAGGAGGAGGAGGAGGAGGGGGUUCAGAGAAACCCAGCUUAAAGAGUAAAGAUCCCAUAACUUGUAUUUGUGCAUCAGAUAAGCUAGUGAUGGUUGGGCGAGCGUCGGGGGUUGUCCAUCGCUACACUCUCCCUCUGCUUGUCCUGGAGAACAAGGACAAGCUCAACUGCAGUCCCCAGUUCCUCUCCCUCAACUGCAACUCCUCUAGGAUGGCAGUAGUAGACAGCAACGGGGUCUUGACACUGUACGAUCUCAAUUACCAUCCCGAAGUAGGAGGAGUAGGAGUAGGAGGAGGAGGAGGAGGAGGAGUAACGACGGGAAGCAGUGUGGGAAGGCACCUAAGAGAGUUCGAGCGCAAGGAUGUAUGGGAUCUACGUUGGGCAAGCGACGACGAGGAGUUGUUGGCAGUGAUGGAGAAGACGAGGAUGUACAUCUUUCGAGGGCUCGAUCCCGAGGAGCCUAUCUCUAGCAGCGCAUACAUCUGCAGUUUUGAUGAUCUCAGGAUUCGAGCUGUGCACCUUGAUGAGGUAAUGAAGCAACCGGAUCAACCAGAGAAGGAUUUGGUGGUGGAUUUCGAGACUAAGUCCCUCAGGGAUACCAGGCAGAUACUGGCAACGGUCAGCCUCCAAGACGCUUACACCUACGUUGACGAGCACUCUCAUCCUCGUUUGUGGAGGAUUCUAGCUGAGCACGCCCUGGAAAAGCUGGACUUAGUCAUUGCGGACAAAGCCUUCGUGCGUUGCCAGGACUACCACGGAAUUCUGUUCGUCAAGGGGCUGCAAAUCCUGGCAGACAGUGCCAAACAGAAGGCGGAGGUGUGCACUUACUUUCGACGUUUCGAUGAGGCGGAGAGCAUAUAUAUGGAUAUGGACCGUCCAGACCUUGCGAUCGAGCUCCGGAUGCGGCUAGGGGAUUGGUUCAGGGUGGAGAAGCUUGCCCAGAAUGGGGCAGGGGACGACGCUCUGCUGGCUCUCGCUUGGACCAGCAUAGGCGAGUACUAUGCAGAUAGACAGAAGUGGCCCAAGGCAGCUCACUACUUCUCCCAAGCAAAGAACACGGCGAAGCUAGCCGAGUGCCUGUAUAUGCUUGAGAACUGGCAAGCGCUGGAAAAGCUAGUGCCGAGCAUUCCAGAUGGUUCCCUGCUGCUGAACUCCUUGGGAGAGAAGUUCGUGUCCGUAGGCAUGUGCGAGAACGCUGUGGCUGCGUACCAGAAAGUGGGAGAAGUGGGUGUCAAGAAGGCCAUUGACUGCUGCAUUUUACUUAAUCAGUGGGACCGAGCGGUGCAGCUGGCAGAGGCACACAACUUCAGCCAGAUUGAGACUCUCCUGACCAAGUAUGCCUCCCACUUGCUUGAGAAGAAGAAGCCCAUGCAGGCAAUCGAACUGUACAGAAAAGCCGGUAGACACGCAGAUGCAGCCCGCCUGGCCAAUCGCCUAGCUCAAGACUUUGCUUCCACGAGUAAUUCUAAUCCCUUGAGGGUGAAGAAACUCUACGUGUUGGCAGCAUUAGAGGUGGAGAAAUUCCGCAAGAAGACGAUAGAUAUACAGAUGACCACGGGGGGAAGGGGGGUAACUAGUCAGCAACAACCACAUAUGACUAUGGCAGCUGCAACUCUAGAAGGUCUAGUUCAACACGAAGAAGCUGCAAGCUUAGACAAAAGCCUGACGAACGCAUGGCAUGGAGCCGAAGGCUAUCACCUUUGGCUGCUGAGUCAGCGCCAGAUGCACAACAACCAGAUUGCUGCGGCCAUGACCACCACCCUCAGGCUGUGCGAUUACGAAGACGUGCUGGAUGCAUUCGACAUCUACUCGCUUGUGGCAAUCACCUCCUACUUCAACAAGUGCUUCGCACAAUGCUCCAAAGCUUUCAUCAGACUCGAGAGAAUGAGUGAAACCAGUCGACGGGAGAAGCACAAGGCAUACUCCGAUCUUGCAAUGUCCAUAUUUAUCGACCACCCACCAGUGGAUCCUGUGGGGGGACCGAAGAUAGUUUGUCCUCAGUGCAAACAGCCCACGCAAGACUGGAGGAGCAGGUGCCCUUCGCCCACCUGCAACAACCCGCUGCCUUUCUGCGUGGCAAGUGGGCGGAGUAUUGGAGAAGAGCCCAGAAUCAAGUGCCACGUGUGCAGGCAUCUGAUAAUCACGUCCGAGCUGGGACCACACACCCGUAGCUGCCCUCUUUGUCACUCCGCUCUCGACAUCCACCGUGGAAGUCAUAUGCAUCACAGAGGAAGCACCGUCAUGGCUCCCAAUCCGUUCUUCAAGUCGAUCCAUUAACCCGAUCCAUCCAUCCAUUCAUCCAAUCAAUCAACCAACCAAUCAAUCAAUCAAUCAAUCAAUGACAAUCAAAUCAAUCAACCAAA
This is a messenger RNA of Chara braunii, 4286 nucleotides long. Lineage: Eukaryota; Viridiplantae; Streptophyta; Charophyceae; Charales; Characeae. The record is from the annotation of a GenBank genome assembly.